Messenger RNA from Adineta steineri, 533 nucleotides. Lineage: Eukaryota; Metazoa; Rotifera; Eurotatoria; Adinetida; Adinetidae. The record is from the annotation of a GenBank genome assembly.
AUGCAAUACUCGUGUACAUUAUCAGCACAACGAGCAAGCUGCUUUUCCGGUUCUAGUAUAAUCACACUUGCUGAUGGUACCACUAAACCUCUAUCUCACAUUCAAAUCGGUGAUAAAGUACUUGUCAAUCAACAUAAUAUCUAUGAACCCAUUUUAUCAUUCAUUCAUGCAAAAUCAGAUGGUCUCUUUAGUUUCUUAGCAAUUCAAAUACAAUCAACCAAAUCAAAUUUAUCUUCAACAAUAUUUGUUUCUCCAAAUCAUUUAGUUUUUGACUUUGAUUCAGGUAAAGCAUUGUUUGCUGGGAAAUUUCAUGUUGGCGAUCGAGUUCAGUUUAUUGAUAAUAAUGAAAUUGUACCUGGUGAAAUUGUAAAUAUUGAAUCAAGAAAACAAGAAGGAUACUAUGCACCAUUAACAUCAUCAGGUACAAUUGUUGUUAAUGGAGUUGUUGCUUCAAAUUAUGCAACAGUAAGUAAUCAUGAAUUAGCUCAUCAAGUGAUGGGAAUAUAUCGAUGGUGGAUUGGUUUAUUUGGAGG